This is a messenger RNA of Dissoconium aciculare CBS 342.82, 1040 nucleotides long. RefSeq lists its product as uncharacterized. The coding region runs from base 246 to 833 and encodes 195 amino acids. The transcript is spliced from 2 exons. The record is from RefSeq and is a predicted model, not a curated record. Lineage: Eukaryota; Fungi; Ascomycota; Dothideomycetes; Mycosphaerellales; Dissoconiaceae.
UUCGGACGCAAGGAAUGGGAUCAAUUGCUGGGCCAUUUCUGCUAGCAAUUUUGCAAUUUUCGGCACUGCUUGGCCGUCCAUUCUCAUGACCAGAAAAAGAGCACUGAUCAGCUGAAACGAUUCUUGACCAGGCCGUAACAGACUCUCCAUGUGUUUUCUUCGACAAAGAGCUUCUGGAAGCAUACCCCGACGCCAAGGUGAUCUUAACAGUGCGGGACUCACCCCAACAAUGGGUCGACAGCCAGAUGAACACGAUCGUGCAAUAUGCCCUUAGCGUCGUGAACCCCCCUGCCCCCAAGGGCCUGUCAAUAGUGUACAAUUGGUUCCAGCCUGCGACGCGACCCGUCGAUCGACUUAUGCAGACGAUGGUGGCCGAAGCGGAGAUCUACAAGACGCUGCUAGCCGAUGCGCAAAAGGGGACUACGCAGGACUCCGAGGCGUUCUAUCAGGCGCACAUCGAAAAGAUUCGUCGACUGGUGCCGGCCGAUAAUUUACUGAUCAUGAAUGUCAAGGAAGGCUGUAAGUUGUUGCCGAAUGUCUCGCCCAGCAGAUUUGUGCAUAUUGUUUCAAUUCUCGCAGAUUUGCUGACCCAAAUAUCCUCUGAAGGGGACCCACUCUGCAAGUUUCUCGGCCAUGAGCAGCCUGCUUGGCCCUUCCCGCGCGUCAACAGCACCGAGGAAUUCAUGCAAAAUGCUAUCGAAGUGGGCGCGAUGAUGAAGCAUGUCACGAAUGCGCGGAUCCUCAAGGCGCUCGUAGCAGUCACGGCGGUUUCGGUGGUUGGUAUAGCGUGGUGGGUGCGCUCCACACGCGGGAUUGGUACCCAACUAUGGUAAUUUUGCCUUGAUGAAUGAAUUGCUCCGUGCUGAGCAGUUCUUAUCAUCAAUGCGCUGGGGAAUCAGGCAGCUUUAUGGCGGUAUUCAAUGCGGAAUACUCUGCCGGUUUCGUUCCAGAUGGUACGCGCCGUGUUGGUUGUCGCAAUUUGAUGCCCAGACUUAGAGGGCCAAGGGGUGUCUCGUCGAAUAGAGCAACGGACUGGAUGA